AAAAGGUCAAAGAUAGUUGAUAGGAAAUUAGUGAUCCCCGGCCCCUAGAAAACCCACAGAUAUUCGUCGUGUCGUGAGAGAGAGAGAGAGAGAGAGAGAGCUCCGGCCAACUACGACAAGGUUUCUGUCUGCCGGAAAAGAUGUCGAUUGUCGAGAAGAUGGCGACCACCAUGAAUUUGGAACAAGUUGAAAAGGAAUCCGAAUUGAGCAAAAGCAGGGGAAUUGUUAGUGAUGGUGAAUUCUUAGUGAUGGCUAAUGAAGUCCUGCUUUUAGUUAAUUACAAACUCUCCUCCUCCUCCGCCGCCGCCACAAUCUUUAUUGAACCACCAGCAGCAGCAGUCAAAUCCUCCUUCCCGAUUUACUCAACUUUGCCGCCUGCACCUCCAGAUCCCAUGCAGAAGCAGACUCAUCAUCAUCACCAUCUCAGAAAACUUGCUGCUGAUCUACUACCUAUGCAAAGGAGAUCCUCAAUUUCUCGGUUCUUGGAAUGCAGAAAAAAUAGGAUGAUGGCAAGAGCACCAUACAAUUAAUUAAUAAUAAACAUAUCAUCAUCCAGAAGAAGUUGUUGUUGUGACUUGUUUGUUUCUACUUUUUUUUUUUUAUGAAAGACCUUCAAGCUGUAGCCAUAUAUAUAAAUAAAGUAUAAACCAUUACCCUUUCAUUUACCUGCUGUAGAGUGUGUGUUGAUCAAGUUUGAACUGAUACUAAAUUAUGAUAUAUUAUAUAUAUAUAUAUA
Messenger RNA from Impatiens glandulifera, 736 nucleotides. RefSeq lists its product as uncharacterized. The transcript has 4 exons. The record is from RefSeq and is a predicted model, not a curated record. The coding region runs from base 141 to 530 and encodes 129 amino acids. Lineage: Eukaryota; Viridiplantae; Streptophyta; Magnoliopsida; Ericales; Balsaminaceae.